Microbotryum saponariae is the source of this 333-nucleotide messenger RNA. The record is from the annotation of a GenBank genome assembly. NCBI's taxonomy places the organism in Eukaryota, Fungi, Basidiomycota, Microbotryomycetes, Microbotryales, Microbotryaceae.
AUGGAAGGCUCGACUGCAUUUCGCCCCGUAUAUGGGCAAGUUGCGGAGCGGCGUCUCAUACUUGGCUGUCAAACACUCUUCCUCACCGCCGGCGCUCCACCCUACAAAAUCAACAAGAGCCUAAAGGUAUCCAGUCUCUCCGAAUCGCGGAAGUUCUUCGCCAAAGCCGACUUUUUCCGACCAAAACUACGCAAUGUUGUUGUCGAGAUGAAACCAAGAACAAACGGUACGAUGGGAAAUAUCAGGGAUCUCCUUAACCAGCGGCCAGAUCCCAGCACCUUUCCCCAGUCCACCAUGUACUUCGACAGCCGGGAAGCGACGUCAAACGCUUGA